AUGUUUUGGAGAUUUGGCGGUUACGCCAACAUCUCCACCAUCGACACCAUCCUCGACAAGCCCGACUUCACUCUCGAGGAGCUCCUGGACGAGACCGACCUGAUCCAGGAGCUCAAACAGCACAACUCCAAACUCAUCGAGUACCUCCGCGAGGACAAGAUACUCGAGAGACUGUUGGAGUAUGUCGUCGCCUCCAAACUCGAAGUCUUCGCAACCCCCGAUGACGCCGCCGACGAAGAAGCAAAGGGCAAAAGUCGCCUGUUGCCCUUUUCGCGACCUCGCGCCUCGUCUCGGGCCACCGACCUGACCAACAAUGAUGAGGAGGAGCAAGAGAAGCGACGUAACCGAUAUGCUCUCGUCGCCGCCGAGGUCUUGAGCUCCGACACCUGGUCAAUUUACGAGGCCCUGACAGAAAACCGUCAACUGGUCCGCAAGUUCUGGCAAUUUCUCGACCGGCCCGCCCCCCUCGACCCUCUUCAAGCCAGUUACUUCACCAAGGUCAAUGAGUCCUUGUUCGAGAAGAAGACGGACGACAUGAUGGAACUCUUCCGCACCAUUCCCUCCGUGGUUCCUCAGCUCCUGAACCACGUCGAAUGUCCCAUGAUUAUGGAUCUGCUUCUCAAAAUCAUUGCACUAGAUCGCAACGAAGGCGGUCAAGGCAUCGUAGAGUGGCUCUACUCCAAAGACAUCAUACCAACGCUCCUUUCUUGCCUCGAUCCCAAGCACAGCUGGGUUAUGCAAACGGCUGCUGGAGAUUUCAUCAAGGCAAUCAUCACCAUAUCUGCAAAUGCCUCGCAAAACGAACAGCAGUGCAUAGGUCCCAACGAACUCACCCGUCAGCUCGUGUCGCAACCCUGCGUCGAACAACUCAUUGGUUACAUGCUCCGAGGCGGCAAUCCUCUCACUGUCGGCGUCGGGAUUGUCAUUGAAGUCAUCAGAAAAAACAACUCCGAUUAUGAUCCCGACGUGGGCUCCGAAGCAAACCCCGUGCCUUCUAGCCGGGACCCUAUUUACCUGGGCACGUUGCUGCGGCUUUUCGCUGACAACGUACCCAACUUCAUGACCCUCAUCAUGGAUGGGCCUUCGCGAAAACAUGAUCUCGAGUCUACGUUUGGGGAAAAGUUGGAGCCCCUCGGUUUUGACCGAUUCAAGACCUGCGAGUUGAUGGCAGAAUUGUUGCACUGCAGCAACAUGGGACUUCUCAACGAAGUCGGGUCGGAGCAAUUGAUAGCAAGCAGAGAUGCCGAGCGUCAUCGUUUGCGGAUCCAAGGGAAGCUCGGUCCUCGCAGGGACGAGAAUCCCAGCACUGAGGAUCUUACCAUGCGAAUGCCCCACGGCACCCACGAUGAGGCACGACGUUUGGAGGUAAUCAAUCCUGCUGAUGAUGAUGGCUUUGAAGAGGUAGAACCCAGCAAAGAAAUGAGUGAAGAUACGUCGCACGAGUUUGUCAAAGCAGAAGACGACAUCGCGGCAGGCCCUCCCUCGUCAUUCCUUGAUAAGGACGAAGACGACUUUGUCGACGAGCCACUUAGCUCCCCCCGCCUCUCUGUCGGCGUUGACAAGAUGAAUGAGCAGCAGUUUGAGGAUCCAGAUCUCAUUGUUGCGCCAUUGUCUCCCAGCAAAAUCAAAUGCGUCGAAACUUUCGAGACGGAAAACUCUACAACGCCGCACAAUACGGCAACGGCUAUCUUGGCUGAUCUGGAUUCUGCUGCCAAGGAGAUAGAUGAGCAUCUCAAUCCCCGCGAACAUGCAAGCAGUCUUUCUAUCCCCCCUGUUACCGGUGCUGAAGCAAAAGUUCCUGCCUCUGUGCUAGACCCAAACGAGUUGAGAAACGACAGCCAGCAUGCUGGCCUGUCACCUCAUCCAGAGGACACGCCCGCACCGCUGUUUUCGGCAUCCAGUGCCGCGUCGCCCGCUGCAGAACAGUCCGCCGAAAAGAACGAGGCUGAAGGAACGGCCAAUGCUCCCGGAAUUUCAUCAACAGAGCGAGAAACAGCGUCAAAAGACUUCACUGACAGAGAAGAGAUCCCUGUGGCACAUGAGCAGCCACAGACGAUUGUUUCACCAGGACCCGUGGUGGGAGACUACCUCAAAAUGCAGUUCGUCGAACAUCGUGUUGUGCCAGCAAUCUUGUCAUUUUUCUUUUCAUAUCCAUGGAACAACUUUCUGCACAAUGUGGUGUAUGACAUUGUCCAACAGGUAUUCAACGGUCCUAUGGACCGUGGGUAUAACUCAACCCUGGCCGUAUCUCUGUUCGAGGCUGCAGACAUCACGACGGCCAUUAUCAACGGUCAACAGGCCAGCGAUGUGUCUCAGGCCAAGGCCAAGACACGCAUGGGCUACAUGGGCCACUUGACUCUCAUUGCCGAGGAAGUGGUCAAGUUUACGGAACGCCAUCCCCCCGAGUUACUUUCCGAAACGGUUCUUGAUAAGGUGAUGAGUCAAGAGUGGAUCAACUACGUGGAGGGUGCUCUAGCAGAGACGCGCGAGCGAGACAAUGCCAUUCUGGGAGGUGUCCGUCCUGAGGUUGCUCUUGGACAUCGGGGAAGCAUUGGAAGUGGAAGCGGUCUGGCCGGGGUAGGAUUCUCUGGUCUCGGAGGCGGAUCCUCCGCAGCAUCCAACGUUUUAGCGGAAGCUGGCCUGAAUGGAGGCAUAGAUCUCAACGAAGGCAGCAACAACAGCAUCGGUCCUUUCGCCAUCAGCGCCGGAACCUUGAUGUCGGGCUUUGGAAGCAGUAGCGACGAAGAGGAUGAAGAAGGAGAUGCGGAGGAGGAGGAUGUCAACUCCGAGUUCCGGUCCUACACAGAUCCUCUCAACAAUACGAGUGCGUCGAUGACUCCGCCUUCAAUCCCUCCGCCGCCUCCGCCGCCGCCACCGUUGAACAUUCCCCCCUCAAGGGCCAGACUCCAACUUGCCGCACGUUUGGCGAUGCACCAGAAGAAGAGCCAAUCUUUUCAGCCAUCGUCAGAAGCUCUAUACCGCGGUGGAGAUGACGAAGACAACACGGUGGAUCCGUUCAGAGAUGGCGAUGACGACCUUGACGACGACGACGAUGAUGACGACGAUGUUGAGGAUGAUGAGCUCCAGGUGAAUAUUGGCCGAGGCAGUAGUCGUGGGUCAUGGUGGAGAAGCAUGGUGGGAAAGAAAGUGAACAACGAAGGAGACGAUUCGGACGAAGCUGACGAGGACGAGGAUGAGUUUGGGGACUUUGCCAUGGCAGAAGAGGACAACAAGACGGACGGAGGGGCGAGUGCGGACAGCUUGGUGUUGAGGCCAUUGCCGAUCAAUCCUGCGAAAGAAAGCAGCAGAGGUCUCAGUGGUUUAUGGCCGUUUGGUUCGAAGAGCGACAGCCGGGCCAAGCGAGAGCACGAGAGCGAAGGACACAAAAUCGAAGACAUGACGUUUGCAGGGGACAAGCAGCGCGAAGGCAGGAAGGCGAUCGAGGUGAAGGAGGCAGUCAGCAGGACCAGCAUCGAGGAGCCGGAUGAUGAUGAAGUUAUGGUUGGUGUUGGGGCUGCAGCAGGCAAGAAGCAGGACGGGAGAUGA
Molecule: messenger RNA, 3546 nt
Organism: Ustilaginoidea virens
Lineage: Eukaryota; Fungi; Ascomycota; Sordariomycetes; Hypocreales; Clavicipitaceae
Exons: 4
Coding region: 1-3546 (1181 amino acids)
Cellular component (GO): nucleus; cytosol
Molecular function (GO): protein phosphatase regulator activity; protein phosphatase binding
Source: RefSeq, a predicted model, not a curated record